Messenger RNA from Lolium perenne, 3283 nucleotides. Its product is annotated as membrane protein of ER body-like protein. NCBI's taxonomy places the organism in Eukaryota, Viridiplantae, Streptophyta, Magnoliopsida, Poales, Poaceae. The record is from RefSeq and is a predicted model, not a curated record.
GAUCCUCUUCCCAAAAGUCAAGGCCCAUCCCUGCCUGCCUGCUUUGACAACAUCCAUUGAUUUCAUCAUCAAUAAACUAGUAAUUAGUUUGGAGAAGGAACAGCUUCUUGCGCACACAUGGCUGCUAGCAUAGAGAUUGGGGCUACACCAGUAUAAAAACCUCAUCGCCUUCUUGGACAGAGCAAGAGAGCAAGACCAAGAAAGUGAAUAAGUACUAUAUAGUGCUUGGUGAGGAAGAAGAGGGAUGAUGGAGGUGGUGGCGGAGCCGGCGUGGGAUCAGUUCAAGGAGGAGGUGGAGAUCAUGGAGGAGGAGGGAGGCAGCGAUGCUGCCGCAGGGGAGCUGCUGACCAGGGAGAUCAAGAAGAGGCUGCUGGAGCAUGCUGCCCAUGAGAACGGAAAUGGGAAUAAUGCCCAUGUCAAUGGAGGAGAAGCAGAGGCUGCUGAGGAAGAGGAGCAGCACAAGAGUAUCUCCUUCGAUCCAGCCAAAGGGCUAUGGAAGUGCCGGCACUGCGAUUGGACGUACCGCUUGGCUAGUCCGUACGGGAACAGUAUCCUAAAUCAUCAGGGCUAUCGCCACCAAAUUGAACAGAAAUUGUUAGUUCGGAAAGAGCCGUUUUACUGUUCACUUAACAGAGUUCCUCAUAUCAUUACUGAAGUAAGCGCCAGAUACCUGGUCAGGGAAGCGGCCCAAUCAGGCCCUGAAGAGGAGGAGACAAAUGAGACUCCGAGUCCUAAAGGCAAAGAGAUUGACACACAUGAAAAUGGCGAUGCUCAAGAAUCUAAUGGAUCACACACAAAUGGUUCACACCAAGUCUGUAACAGCGACGAACCUGAGAUUGCAGACAUGAUGCUUCGGAUCGACAAAACUGAAAUUUUCCCAGAUGAAGUUAAAAAGGAAGAACAUGUCACGGAGGCUCAACUGGAAGAAAAAGGAUCACAAUCGAAUGGCUCACACCAGCUCUCCACCGGUGCCGAACCUGAGAUACCAUACAUGUUAAGAAUCGACAAAACUGAGAUUUUGCCAGAUGAAGUUGACAAGGACGAACAUAUAACAGAGGCCCAACCUGAAGAAAACGAGUCGCACUCCAACAGUUCACACCAGGUCCCCAAUGGCGCUGAACCUGAGAUGACACACAUGUUUCAUAUCAACAAAACUGAAAAUUUUCCAGCUGAAGUUGCCAAGAACGAACAUGUCACCGAGGUUCAGCCUGAGAUCGAAGAGUACGAUCUGGAGAAGAUUCUGGAUCAGCAAGAAACUCAUGACCUAUACUGUCCCAACUGCAAUUCGUGCAUAACCCGGAGGGUGAUCCUGAGAAAAAGGAAAAGGAGAGCGAGACCAACGACACCCACUGAGCAACCAAAAAGACUGCAUACUCAAGAAGCGCCUUUGGCUCCUACACCUGAAAGUGGUGGGCAAGAAGCACCCGACGUGUUCAGAUGUUUGUCAUGCUUCUCUUACUUCAUUCCAACAGGAUGUAGUUUCAACAUAUUUCGAAUAUUUGGAAGGAGGGAACAACAAGUUGAUGUUCUGCCUCCUCCUGCACCAGAGGACAUGCCUCCAUCUGAGAAUUGCACAAGUUGGCUUCUGUCUUGUUUCCAGCCAGGAGAUAGCCCAAACCAAGCUGCUGCACAUUCACUACAGACUCCACUGUUACAUGAUGCAGCGACUUCCGGUGAACAUCGUGCAGAUUCGCUACAGACUCCACUGUUACAUGAUGCAGCGACUUCCGGUGAACAUCGUGCAGAUUCCCUACAGACUCCACUGUUACAUGAUGCAGCGACUUCCGGUGAACAUCGUGCAGAUUCGCUACAGACUCCACUGUUACAAGGUGCAGCGACUUCUGGUGAUACGGCCACCACAACAACUGCAACUAGGGCAUCAUAUGUGCAUACUCAUGACACAGUUGUAAAACCCGAGCACUCGACAGAUGAAUUAUCUUCUUCAACACAUCAAACUACCACUACUAUAAUCACCACUACAACCACAUCAGCAUCAGCUACCACGUCAUCUACGACCACAUCGGCAGCAGCUAGCACAUCAUCUCACACGUCAUCUGCUGUAGGAAUCAUUCACACCGACGAAAUGGAAGUGUUAACCGGUAAAAUGCCUCCCCUAAAGCCUGCUGGCGAUGCUAUUUUGGGUGGAAAUCACCUAGUUGGCCAAGAAGAUGUUCAAGGAGCUGCCAAAGAAGCCUUCUGGAAUGGUUCAUUUUCCACCCCUGCAAUUGACACACCAGGAGUGAAGGUUGAUAGCCCGAAUGUGACGAAUAUUGCACCAGGUAUCAUCCCAAGGGGCGACAUACUGACUUCACCGAAUCCUCGAGCAGCAGAUCCACCUCAUGUAGCAGUACCAGUCUCGGAAGAUGUGAAUCCAGCUGUUCCUAGACCACAACAGAGGGAUGACUGGGAUAUACUGAAAGCUAUCGUGUAUGGAGGCUUGGUCGAAUCCAUCACCAGCCUGUCUGUUGUCUCAGCAGCAGCAUCAAGCGGCGCCAAAACAUUGGACAUAUUCAUCUUGGGAAUAGCCAAUCUUAUCGGAGGACUUCCUCUCAUUUUCCACAAUAUUGCCGACCUGAGAGACAUCCAAGACGUGGACGGGGACGACGAACGGGUUGGCCACUACUGGGUGAACCUUGGAAGGCGGUCGAAAGCCCAGCUGCACAUGGUCAUGGCCUUGCUAUCAUACGUCGUCUUCGGGCUGCUCCCACCGGUCCUCUACGGGCUGUCGUUCCGCGAGAGCAAUGACCGGGAGAACAAGAUGAUGGUGGUCGCCGCCGCGACCCUGGCAUGCAUUGCCCUGCUAGCGCUCGGGAAGGCGCAUGUCAAGAGCAGACCUAGGACCUACUUCAAGACACUCAUGUACUACCUGAUGAUAGCCGUGAGCUGCUCCGGGCUGUCGUACGUCGCCGGCGUGCUGAUCACGAGGAUUCUGGUGAGUUAUGGCGUCAUUGACGAAGGUGCAUCAGGUGCUCCUGCUCCUCCAGGUCUGUCGCUGUUCCCUCAUGCAGUGGGUGCAAAAACAUCUUCCUGGGCCUCGUUCUGAAGUUUAAAGCUCCUGUGAGCAUUGGUGCAGAGAGAGAAGACAUGGAUUAUGAGUUCAAGAGAAAUUCCCUAGGGAAACAUAUGAGAGUUUUGAUUGAGUUGCUAGCUGUCAUUUUGUUGUAAUUUUGGAGUACCAUUAAGUUUUGAUGCUUUUCCGACUAUCUUCGUCACUGAACUAUGUCCCUUCUGUCAGUUACUUUUAAGCAGGAAUAGCAACCAGUUCAGUCGUGCUCUCUUUUUC